AUGGCCACUUGGAGUGGCGUGAAGAUGCACUAUGUGUGUAUUUUUGCUCAUAUGAAGAAUGACCAGCGUGGUUCACGUCCUCGCGACCCGCGCCACGUCUAUUCCAAUCUGACAGCUCCUGAAAUAUGCCCCAUUCUUGCGCUCGGUGUAUACUGGGCUUCGUACGGCGUUGAUGACAGCGACUUGCGUUUAUUCCCCGGAAAUGACCAAUAUGCACGCUUCAGAAAAGCCUUAGGGCGCGUAUUAAAGACCAUACCAAUCGCAGAUGAGCUUGAGCGCCGUGGAACAAGUGCCACGGACAUCGGAACUCACUCUAUGCGUAAAGGGGCUUCUACGUUUUGCCCCUCUGGUUCGAAUGCAUGCCCACAAGCGGUAGCAGUCCAUCUUCGAGCAGGUUGA
Phytophthora nicotianae INRA-310 is the source of this 399-nucleotide messenger RNA. RefSeq lists its product as hypothetical. NCBI's taxonomy places the organism in Eukaryota, Oomycota, Peronosporomycetes, Peronosporales, Peronosporaceae. Bases 1 to 399 code for a protein of 132 amino acids. The record is from RefSeq and is a predicted model, not a curated record. The transcript is spliced from 2 exons.